Molecule: messenger RNA, 885 nt
Organism: Lachancea thermotolerans CBS 6340
Lineage: Eukaryota; Fungi; Ascomycota; Saccharomycetes; Saccharomycetales; Saccharomycetaceae
Gene: ATG3
Product: Atg3p
Exons: 1
Coding region: 1-885 (294 amino acids)
Biological process (GO): autophagosome assembly; autophagy of mitochondrion; nucleophagy
Cellular component (GO): cytosol; cytoplasmic ubiquitin ligase complex
Molecular function (GO): Atg8-family ligase activity
Source: RefSeq, a predicted model, not a curated record
AUGAUUAGAUCCAAGCUUGCCAGCUGGAGAGAAUACUUGACUCCGGUGACUCACACUUCCACUUUCCAAUCCUCGGGCCAGAUAACACCUGAGGAGUUUACCCAAGCGGGUGACUACUUGUGCCACAUGUUCCCUACCUGGGAAUGGAACAGCACGUCCAAGGACGUCAGCUACCGCGACUUCCUGCCUAAAGAGAAGCAGUUCCUGGUUACAAGAAAAGUCCCUUGUUCCGCGCGCGCUGAGCAGCUUACAACUGUUGAGGGUGCAGAGGAAGGGGAUAACGCCGACGGUUGGGUCGUGGAAGGUCAGGUUAAAACGCGCUCUACCGAAGAGCAUGCAAAUGCUGAUAUUGAGGACAUGCUGGAGGGGAUGGACUUGGAGGAGGUGGAGCAGGAUGACGACGACAUGGUGGCCAUCGCGCCAAAUGAUAGGCGCUUCUACGACCUGUACAUCACGUACUCGACAUCGUACCGCGUCCCUAAAAUUUACCUAGUCGGCUUCAACGGCGAUGGCUCGCCCCUAACCCCAGAGCAGAUGUUUGAGGAUAUCUCCCCGGACUAUAGAACAAAAACUGCUACAAUCGAGAGGCUCCCCUUUCAGCACACCCAUGUGACAUCUGUGUCUAUCCACCCUUGCAAGCAUGCGAAUGUGAUGCGGGUGCUUAUGGAACGGAUUCGCGAGGUCAAGCAGCGAAAGAACGCAUCGCUCGCAAAUACAACAAAUCCAAGCAGCGGUCGCGGCAAGGAAGGUGACGAAGACUGGGAAGACAUUCAGAAUGACGUAGAAGGCGGACUUCGAGUUGACCAAUACUUAAUCGUGUUUCUAAAAUUUGUUUCCAGUGUCACGCCUGGAAUCGAGCACGACUAUACAAUGGAGGGGUGGUGA